Messenger RNA from Vespula vulgaris, 5434 nucleotides. RefSeq lists its product as uncharacterized. Lineage: Eukaryota; Metazoa; Arthropoda; Insecta; Hymenoptera; Vespidae. The record is from RefSeq and is a predicted model, not a curated record. Bases 520 to 1236 code for a protein of 238 amino acids. The transcript is spliced from 6 exons.
AUUCACUAGUCAGUCGUGUACGGCCGGUCGCGGAGUACGGAAGGUGAGAGACGCGUUUAACUUUUUAUUACUCGUUUAUCAUCGGACGUUCUCUUCUCACUGUAAUAUUCUUUAUUUUUGUUAUUACUUUCUUUCUCGUACACGUAUUUAGAAUAAAUUGUAACAUAUACGAUCUCGAAUAUAUCACCGGCCUUUAUCGUGAGUCGAUUCAAAGAAAUAAAAAAAAAAGAGUCGACUUCUUUAGUUCAUCGAAAAAAAAAGAAAUAUAGAAAUAAACUGUCUUUCUCUCUGGUUAGGAAAGAAGGAGGGAGAGAGUGAGAUAUAUAUAUAUAUAUAUAUAGAAAGAUAGAAGAACUUUUCUCGUGCGUUAAAAAGAAAAAGAAGAAGAGAAGAAAAUAAAAAAAGAAAAGGAAAACUAAAAACAAGAAAAGAAACAUCGUCAAUAGAGAUUUAAUCUCUACGAGUGUGUCGCGUUUUUUGUGAAGAAAGGGUCAAGUAUCAGAAAAAAGGAAUCUAGAAAUGAGAACACUUAUGGAACACCAACUGUCCUGGUUCGCCUUGUUAAUGACUGCCUUCUAUUCUCUUCUCGCAAGUUGUCGGGGUGAGGAGUGCGGACACGAAGAACUUACGAGGUGCGCUAGGCCUCUCAAGAAGAUCAGUAACAACGAUCUCAGCUUCGUUACGAAGAAGGAGGAUCUUCAAGAGCUAUGCCCAGAUAUCCAGGCUGGCAUGAAGUGCAUCAAGACAUACACCGUCAAGUGCAUGAAGGACAAACAGAGGGAACACUUUAACUCUUUGUACACGGGAACAAACCAAGCGAUUAUGGAACUUUGCCAGGAUGGUCCUUACCAGGACGAGUAUCUGCAACACGCACCCUGUAUGCAGAAAGUUAGGAAUGAGUAUGAUCUCUGUUACAAGAAAUACGAGAAGACCACUCAAGGAAUGGAGAGAGAAAAUCGUACGGGAGGUGCUAACAGUUCUCUCAAAUCGGUUUGUUGUGCCUUCAAGGAAUAUCUAGAGUGUUCGCAUCAUACGGUACGCCGACAGUGUGGCGAUGACACGGCGCGAUUCACAAAGGAAUUCCUCGACAGGAUGUCAGAUUCGCUUUUGAAGACGCAUUGUGCAUCGUACAGCCAAAAGGAGUGCGCGAUGGAAAGCGGAGCUGAUCGAACGUGGAGAAAUAUCGAGUUGAUCUUGCCAAUGGUGUUUGUUUUUCUCGCGAGGUAUUUCACGUAAACGUCCAUGCGUUCGCUAGCCUCCAUGGACGUCACCGAUGAUGCCGGAAAGAAGGGCAAUUUCCGUGCAGGCCCUUCGAAGGGGCUAUAUUUUCGAAAGAAACGAUGUCGGUCGAGAGGAGGAAAGAUGCUAGAAAGACCAACAACGAUUUUUCUUUUUUUUUCCUUUUUCUUUCUUUUUGGAAGACCAACGAAUAAAAAGGAAUAAAGGAAGAAAAAGAAGAUGAAGAAAUGCAUACACGGGAAGAGAGAGAGAGAGAGACGAGAAUAACGAUGACGAGAUGAGCGAGACGAGCCGGAAGAUUCUCUUCUAUACGAGAAAGCGUCGCUCGUUUCUGCUUCGGUACGCGGCUUGAUGCGACUCGACGAAUUUUCGUGUGGAGGGCCAUAAAGAGGAAGAGCAAUUCUUUGUUGAAAAGGAAAGAAAGAAAAGGAGGAAAAAAGAAAGAAAACCCACUUGUUCCUUCCGGUUACGUAUUCGUUUCCUUUCGGAACCGCAAAAACAUCCGAUUAUCGUUCUCAAGAAACAUGGCUGCUCGUUGAUCUCGUUUGGAAAUGAUGUUCGCCAUUUAAAAGUUAUCAUCAAUCGUCGUCGUCAAUAUUAUUACAUAUAAUCAUCGUCCUCAUUCAAGUUGAAUAUUCUUCUGAACACUUUCCGUGAUACAUUACGAUCUAUUAGAAUUAGAUAAGUAUAAGGAUCCUCGUUACUUAUACAAUAUAUUCGCGUCGCCGUUAAUCGUGUUAGAUUAGACUCGUCGUUCGAUAUAAACGGACAACGAAGGACCAGAAAGUUGAUGAUGAUGGACUGAUUGUGAGUUCGGCUGUUCGUUCAAUCUGAAUCGGAUUCUGUUUUCUUUUCUUUUCUCCUUCUUUUUUUUUCUUUCGUCGUGAUAAAGAAAUAACGUAGAAAAAAUGAAAGAAGAAGAGAAAGAAGACGAAAAUGAAGGUGAAGAUGAAGAAGAAGGGGAAGAAGAACUCGCACUUCCUUUCGAGGAAAACGUUAGCUACUCUACUUCGUUAUCGAAAAGCCGAUCCUUUCGAGAAGAUCGUAAGCGCGAGAGAAAUAGAGAUGUAUAUACCUACAUUUACCUCUAUAUAUGUAUUUAUAUACCCAUGAAGAAGGAGAAGAAAAGAAGUACGUUCCGGCGUCGAAGCACGUGCCGUUUCCGGAGAAGGAAGGAGAACGUGCACGAAGAGGAAUACUGAUCUUUCUUCGGGAAGUAGCAAGUUUUCCACUAGGAACGAUAGAAAAAGGGACGUAUCACUCGACGAGUAGAGCACUGGUAUUGGUCCGUUCGGGGUUAUUCAUCGAAACGACAUCUUCUUUGCGAGGACAAAGAUGGAUGAAAGGAAGAAAAAGAAGAAGGUGAAAAAAAGAAGAGGAAAAAGGAGAAACAGUGAAGGUUUUCUUCGUACAAACGUCCUUUCUUUCAAUCUUUUUUUCUCUUUUUCUAUUUUAUUCUCUUUUUUGUUUUUUCUUUCUCUUUCUUUUUCUAUCUCUCUUUCUAUCUAUCUAUCUAGGUAGGUAAAGUCUUCUCGUAGCUCUCAUUUUCUACAACUGUGCUUUUCAUUCUCUCUUUCAUUUUUAUUCAUCACCUGAAAGAGACUAGAACGAAAGGGAGACGCGAAAACGAAGAAAAACGAAGAAUAAGAAUCGUUAAUGGAAACGUUUCUCGUGUCUCGAUCGCGAUCAUAACUGCUUUCCUUUGAUAAGAUUCUCUUUCUUUUUCGAAUACGCUAUCGGAAACGUUUUAAAAACCAAUCGUUCUCGUUUCUGUCUUUCCCAAAAUCUAAAUUCGUCGUUUUUCCUAAUCUCUACUUUCUCAUAAAGUUCUACACGCGUAAAAAUCUUCCGAUCUCAUUCGUAUAUUUCUUAUUGGUAUGGCCGAUGAAUGUAUUUAAUGUUUGAUCAUCGAUUUCAUAGUUAAUGAGAAGAUUAAUGUUCUUUCCCGGACACUCGAUAUCCAAAGAAAUUUCUUAUGAACUUUCGAAAAAAUCCUAUUUAUUAUCAAAUAAAAAUAGAAGGGGAAGGAGAAACGAUUUAACACGGAAAGAGACGAAUAACUCGAUUUGAAUUUGUUAGACGUCAUCAUCUUUUUAAUAUUCAUUAAUACAAUUCGUUUACGUCAAUACACGAAAUUAAUCAUCGAAAUUUUGCUAAAGAUAAAACGAUUUUGUAUUUUUCGUCUGCUUUCUUUCUCAAUUCGUAAGAUCUAGUAGAAAGUGUGAAAGGGUCGGAAGAGAGAGAGAGAGAAAUGAAAAGUCACCUUUAAACGUAAUUAACCAUGAUCGCGUCUAAUGCGCACGAACGCACUGCAUUACGUCAUAAUAGGGAAAUCGCGGUACUUUAUCGAGCGCUCUUUGAUGUGUAUCGUGUAUAACAUCACUUAACGAUGGUCAGCCAUAAUCGGAUUUAAAUCCCUCGAGACAUCCCGCCUUUAGCCGACGCCAUUCUACACACGCUCGAGUAUAUAUUAUUCUCGCGAGAUGUUCGAUCUACGACCACGUCAAUUUUCUUAGAUUAACGAUCAUCUAGAAGAGAAAAAAGGAAAUGAGAAAAGAAAUUCACGCAGAUUAUAACAUAUUUCUCGAACUGUGUGUGGUAAUUCAUAGUCGAAUCAAACGACAAUAAUUUCUCGUACUAUUUUUAUGGAAUAAUAAUUCAUUCAAAGUAUUCGUUUCUUUUUUCUUCCUACAAAUACAUCUCUAUAAAUAAUCGAAAUAAAAAUAAUCAUAUUAUUUACUUCAAUUGAUGCUUCAUAUUAAAAGUGUCAAAUUAACGUCGUUGCCGAUUAUCACACAAAUUUGAUAAAAAUUCUAAAACAUUGAUUCAAUUAUUUUAAGAAACAUUUUACAACAUACUUUUGUGUAAAUUCUUUUUUUUCUUGUGCAAGAUUUUAUAUGAAAGGAAUCAUCGGUUUUUUCUUUAUUAAACGAUUUUUGUCUUUAAUCUGAAAAACAAAUAGCAGUAUUUUUUUUUUUUUUUUCAUUAAAACGAUUGCAAUUAUUAAAACAUAAGUAUGCGUGUUUUCACGGCAUCCCACCGAUUUGUGUCUACUCUACUAAAGAGACCGAAUAUAUGUACAUGUAAUAUAAGUCAAGAAAAAAUUCCAUAGAGAAAAAGGGAUAGAGAAAAAGAGAGAAAGAGAGAGAUAGAGAAAAUGUUCUCUUACGUACGUAUUUCUUUGCCAGUAUAAAAAGGAUUUAACAUUUUAAUACGCCGUACUUUAUCGUUCUCUCGAAAAGCUUUCCGACGACGGACGCCAACGUUCCUUCGUAGAAAUCUUCACGACGAAGAUAAAAUGGCGAGGGGAAUGGGAUGGGAUGGGGUGGGAUGGGGUGAUGGUUGGGGGAGAUCAUCGAAGAAAUAUUUAAAGUGAAUGGAAACGUUCGCGAGAGAGAGAGAGAGAGAGAGAGAGAGAGAGAGAGAGAGAGAGAGAGAGAUUUUGUAUGGUAUAAUGUAUGUAUGUAUGUAUGUAUGUAUGUAUGCAUGUACGUAUCUUUUUGUACGUAUGUGUUACCUGGAAUACGAUUGGAGAACGCAGUUUUCUUUGCUCGUAACUUAUGUAUGUAGGUGUGUGUAUGCGUGUACAUAUAUCUAUUAUCGAUGAUGUGUAUUUACCAGUAUAUUAGAUCAUAAGUAUUAUAAAAAAGAGAUUUAGAUUCGUAGAAACACGUUAUACGUCCUAAAUUUAUGUAGGUUUUAACAAUGAGGAGUAGUAUUAUUGCGCACGAAGAGUCUCAUGAUAAAAAUAAAAAGUGUACCUUUUACCUUGAAGCACGUGAAUGUGAACGUAUGAAAGAGAAAUAGAAAGAGAGAUAGAGAGAAAAAGAGAAAGAGAGGAAAAGAGAAAACGUUGCUUCGAUUUCCGGAUAUAAGAGAUAGUAAGAAGGUAUUACAGCAAUAUGAUAGGUGGAAAGCGAAGAACGUCAACGAUGUUUCCUUCCGAUUUAUCCAUAUUAUGUAUAUCCAGGUAAAAAGGGAGCAGUCACUUCGAAUGCAAAAGAGAGUAUUUAUUUGUAAAAUAAAUAAAUAAAUAUAUAUAUAUACACACACACACAUAUAUAUAUAUAUACACAUAUAAUAUGAAAUCGCUAUGUAAAUAUAACAUAGAGCUACUCGGUAUCGAGUCGAACUAAUUGUAAGAUAACUUAAUACAUUAAUACGUUCUCAAUAAAAGUCGAUUAUUUUUCGUUAA